GGGAGACCGGGUGGGGGGGCGGGGCGGCCUGGCUGGCGCUUCUCUCGUUCCCGGAGCCGGAGCCGGAGCCGGAGCUGGGAGGGUGGGAGCUGCGCAGGCUGCUGCAGCGGGAGGCAGGCCCUGCGGGCGAGCGGGCGGGCGGUCCUGAGUCCGGCUGGAAACGGCCGCAGCCGAGUAGGGGGCGGGCCGGGGGGCCGGGCCUCGACUAGCCUCUCCUUGCCGGGCUCCGGUCUCUUCCCCGCCCGGCUCCGCCUCAUCCUUAGGGGAGGAGGUGGCUGCGCUGGCGGGACCCGAAAGCCGAGAGAGCCGGAGGCGAGUCCGGCUCCGAGCGUGUCCGGGCCCUGGGCCAAGCAGUAUGGCUUACUAUGCUAAGUUAUAUAUAGAAAUUCAGGGACCAUCAGACCUUCCACCUCUACAACAAGCUCCUUGUGACAAUUAACGUCCAUCUAUAAAUUGAUCUUCUUGGCACUUGUUCUGGGUUGAAGCUCGUGGAUAAUGGAAACAUUCCCCUGGCAAUGUCUCUGGGGCGACUCCUUCGACGAGCCUCCUCAAAAGCCUCUGACCUCCUGACCCUCAACCCCAGCGGCAGCAGUGGCCCUCCCUCCAUACUGGAUGGGGAGAUCAUCUACUCGAAGAACAAUGUCUGUGUCCACCCCCUGCAGGUUCUGCAGGGCCUUGGGGAGCAUCACCCAGGUUAUUUGUGCUUGUACAUGGAAAAGGAUGAACUUCUGGGGACCACGCUCAUCCUCGCUUGGGUCCCUAACUCCAGGAUCCAGAGGCAAGAUGAAGAGGCCCUGCGCUACAUUACCCCUGAAAGCUCCCCUGUGCGCAAGGCUCCCAGCAAACGAAGCCGUCGUGUUCAGGGCUCUGGAGAGCCUCAUCAUCCCUCCCCCAUGGAACAAAAAUACCCUCUGACCCCUAAGGAUGAGGACAUCUUAGUGGUGGCCCAGAGUUUCCAAGAUACCGUCCACAUAAGCUCCUCAUUAGAAGAUGGGGAAAAGCUAUCCCAAGGCUUGGGGACAGAUAGUCCUAUCCAAGCUACCCAGCCUGUCCAUAGUGACUCAGGAAUCUUAUCUACUAUCAGUUCUCAGGAUGAGCCAAAUAGGUCUGAGUUGUCAGUGGAUGGUACAGAGGAGGGACCGGAGUUGAGGCCAGAGCCCGGAGAAGAGGAAGGCUCCUUAGAGCUCUCUGCUGAUGAUGUGAGCAGGGACAGUACUUUUGAUUCUGAUUCUGAUGCCUUUUCUUCACCCUUCUGCCUCUCACCAAUAAGUGAAGCCCUUGCAGAGAGCAGCAGUUCUGUUUUUCUGGAUGAUGAAAAUAGAGAGACAUGUGACAAUCACAUGACAUGUUCCACCAGCUCCACCUCCAGCCUUGACACCAACCUCCAGUUCCCUGAGAACAGCGGCCAACUGCAGAUCUCCAAAUGGGAUGAGCAGCAAAAGGUGUUUGCCCUGGAACAGAUCUGUGGGGUGUUUCGGGUUGACUUGGGACAGAUGAGGUCUCUCCGCCUUUUCUUUAGCGAUGAGGCCUGUACCAGUGGGCAGCUGGUUGUUGCUAGCCGAGAAAGUCAGUACAAGAUCUUCCAUUUUCACCACGGUGGCCUGGAUAAACUGUCAGAAGUUUUUCAGCAAUGGAAACACUGUACUGAGACUCAUCUCAAAGACCAGGUCUCCAAUGAAAAGACUUGUAUGCAGUUCUCCAUCCGACGUCCCAAGCUUCCUUCUUCAGAGACCCACCCAGAGGAGAAUAUGUACAAAAAGCUGGAUGUCUCCACCUGGCUUAACCACUUGAAUGAGUCUGGGCAGGUGGAAGAGGAAUAUAAGCUACGUAAGGCCAUUUUCUUCGGCGGCAUUGAUGUGUCAAUCCGGGGCGAGGUCUGGCCCUUCCUGCUGCGCUAUUACAGCCAUGAGUCCACAUCGGAGGAACGAGAGGCACUGAGGGCGCAGAAGAGGAGGGAAUACUCAGAGAUCCAGCAGAAAAGGCUUUCAAUGACUCCAGAAGAACAGAGAGAAUUCUGGCGCCACGUGCAGUUCACUGUUGACAAAGAUGUGGUUCGAACAGACCGGAGCAAUCAGUUCUUCCGAGGAGAGGACAACCCAAAUGUGGAGAGCAUGAGGAGAAUUUUGCUGAACUAUGCGGUAUACAAUCCAACCAUUGGAUACUCCCAGGGCAUGUCAGACCUGGUGGCUCCCAUCCUGGCUGAGGUUCUAGAUGAAUCCGAUACCUUCUGGUGCUUUGUAGGUUUGAUGCAGAACACGAUCUUUGUCAGUUCUCCCCGAGAUGAGGAUAUGGAGAAACAGCUGCUAUACCUUCGUGAGCUGCUUCGCCUGACCCACCUACGUUUUUACCAGCACCUUGUUUCUUUGGGGGAGGAUGGCCUACAGAUGCUUUUCUGCCACCGCUGGAUCCUUCUGUGUUUUAAGCGAGAGUUUCCGGAUGCAGAGGCACUGCGCAUGUGGGAAGCAUGCUGGGCCCAUUACCAGACAGACUACUUCCAUCUCUUCAUCUGUGUGGCCAUUGUGGUGAUCUAUGGUGAUGAUGUCAUUGAACAACAGCUGGCCACUGACCAGAUGCUUCUGCACUUUGGAAACCUGGCCAUGCACAUGAACGGGGAACUUGUACUCAGGAAGGCGAGGAGUUUGCUGUAUCAGUUCCGCCUUUUGCCCCGGAUCCCAUGUAGUCUACAUGACCUCUGUAAACUCUGUGGGACAGGCAUGUGGGAUAGUGGUUAUAUCCCUGCUGUGGAAUGUACUGGGCACCAUCCUGAAUCUGAGAGUUGUCCAUAUGGUGGGACAGUGGAGGCACCUUCUCCAAAAUCUGCCAUCGAAGGCAAGAAGGGCCCAAAGACACGAGAGGUCUUCAACUUCCGCAAAUAGGGCCAGUUUCUAGAGCUGGAGAGGGGUUGGAGGGAAUGUUUCCAGGGGAACUGUCUAAAAAGGGCAUCAGGAUUAGACAAGGGUAUAGGGUAGAAGAAAAGAAGAAGCAGUGUUUACCAAAAAUACAGUUGAAAAAAAUGGUGAACAAACUUUUCUUUUUUAGUGCCAGCAUCAGAAACCAGGAGAAACAGAAUGAAGAUGUGACCACUAACCCAAAGAAAAUUCAUCUCUGUGACAGAAUGACAUAGUGGGGUCUCACUCCUAGGUUAGCAGAAGAACCUUUCUUAUUGCCUAUUUGAACUAAGGAGUAAUUUUCCAGGAUAAUCUAUUUCCAUUUCCAUCACUGGCCCAGAGUCAUUAACAACUAAACUUCAAACAUAGGAAAAUAGAUAUGUAAGGAAGGCCAACCAAGCUCAGCUUUCUAUGUUGGAAAGCAUAUGGGUUAAGAGUAGUCCUCAGGUGAAAUCUUGAAGAUAAGUCCUCAAGCUCUCUCUCUCUCUCUCUCUCUCUCUCACACACACACACACACACACACACACACACACACACGCACGCACAUACAAUCAUCAUGCACAAAUUUUCCCUCUUGAAACCAAAACCUACUGCCUAAGUGACUUCCAGCCUGAGCCAUAAAGUUGUCACUAAAAAUAGCCCAGUUGAUUUGGGGAUACUGGGACAGGGUAGGAUAGGAUUUGGGGAGUUUGUGGCUUUUCACAAUGAUACUACGAGCUUUUUAUACUCCCUCACAUGUGAAAGAAACUGCCUCCUCUUGAGCCUAAGCAAUAGGCUUUUGGAGAAUGUAUGAUUCAUCUCCCUUGGCUUCUUUCUGGGAGCUAACAGGUUUUCUACAUAAGGGUUUUCUGCCAGGUUCAUUGCUUAGCCCUACCACAUACAGUAGCCAAAUGGUGUUUGAAUGGGUAAGAGUAUUUUGUGUGAUUUUGUGUGUGUGUCUAUAUAUUUGAGUCAUCAAAAAAAGGUGGAUUCAUUUAUGGGAAGUGACAGCCCUCUUCAAAAGUAUCUGGAGAUAGCUACUGCUCUGUGAUCUUGGCUUUCAAAGAGCCAAAUAUUGUCACACUUAAGUAGCCAGUAUUUAGGGCUGCCUCCACUUCUUGUGGGUGACUUAAGUCCUUCCAACCUAUUUAUCCCUACGAAGAGAAUAUGUUAACUGUCCCAUGUUAGAACUUAGAGAGAAUAGUGUGACCUAUGAGAAUCCUUUUGGUCAUCCUGAAAAGGGACAGAGCGCCUAGUCCCUUCUCCUGAAAACCUGCUUGAAAUGGUGGACAAGCAGACUUCAUUCCACUGAUGCUUUAGGCCUCUGAAUUCUUCCUCUUUCCAAGCAUUUCAGGUACUCCAGCCUCUGAAUAAGAUCUUUUUUCUGCUCCGAGUUGUAUGAAUUGAAAAGUUAAGCUGAAUUGUACCAUUUAAAAAUAUAUUUAUCAGCAAUAAAGAUUUAAGUUACCA
Molecule: messenger RNA, 4337 nt
Organism: Trichosurus vulpecula (common brushtail)
Lineage: Eukaryota; Metazoa; Chordata; Mammalia; Diprotodontia; Phalangeridae
Gene: TBC1D16
Product: TBC1 domain family member 16
Exons: 13
Coding region: 516-2876 (786 amino acids)
Biological process (GO): activation of GTPase activity
Cellular component (GO): early endosome
Molecular function (GO): GTPase activator activity
Source: RefSeq, a predicted model, not a curated record